UUCCCGUGGCGCCGCGGCGACUCCAGCCGCGCCUCGGGCAGGAGCAGCGUCGGUGACCCGGAGCCCGCCGACGAGGCCAGGCAGGAUGCCGCCAGCGUGGCGAAGAUGGACUGUCGGGAGGCGGCGAGCGGUCCGGAGAGGCGCCGACUGGGCGUGUCCAAGACGCAGCGUCAGCUCAAGGCGUCCAGCUCGCCGGUGCUGCCCGGCCGUCGCAACAGCACCUCCAGCUCCGAGUGGGACGUGCGCAGGACGUGGUCAACUGUGUACGGUGAUCAGGACGCCGACAUGCUGUCGGCCAACUCAGAGGCGUCCGUGUCGCCGCUGCCGACCGAGGAGGACCUGGCGGUGGGGCCCAGGAUCGCUGCAGAACAACCCAGGGGCGCCCUCCCCGACCCCCAGCUCAGAGAGCGUCUUGCAGAAAUUCCGUAAAAGCUUCAGUUUACGGUUCUACAAGAGGGGCGCGUGCGCGGAGCCUGCGGCGCCUUCCUGCAGCGCGUCGCCGGCCGACCGCCGCCAGGAGCCGGAGCGGGAGCCGGAGCCGGGGCCGGAGCCAGGGUGUGUCGACGGCUCGGAGCCAGCCGGCGGCGGCGGCGCGGCGGCCGACGGCGUGCAGGGAAGGCCGGCCGAGAGGCCCGACGAACGGGGCGGCGGCGGCGGCGGCGGAGGAGCCGGCGCCAGGGACGACUCGGACACCGAGAGUGGCUUCAGGCUGGUGCCGCGCGCCUGGCGUUCUAGCAAGGAGCGGCGCCGCCGGCUCAAGAAGGAGGCGCGCAGCGCCAAGUGCUCGAGCGCCGACAGCGGCGACAGUGGCAUCCAGAUGGAGGCGGCGGCGGCGGCGGCCGGGCCGGCCGAGAGUCCGAGCGUGCGGCGCCGGCUGCGCAGCGCCGGCGCCGCCGAGGAGCCGGCCGGCGCCGAGCCGCGCAGGGAGAAGCGGCCCCUCUCCGACAUCUCCGGCAGCUCCAUCAUCGAGGAGAUCAAGGCGGGCCUGCAGAGUGAGGUAAAGCGGCGCAGUAAGCUGGUGCGGCGGACCCACUCGGACCUCGGCAGCGACCUGGUGCGCGGCUACACCCGCCAGAUGUCGCAGCCGGCGCCCAUCAACGAGCACCCGGCCACCGUCGGCCGCCGCCAGCACCACCGGCUCAGGAAGAGCCUGGCGCGCGCGCGCGGCCCGUCGCCGCCGCGGCCGCGCCGCCUCUCGCCACCCGUGGCCGGCCACGCCACCGACGACGACGCCAUCUCCGAGUCGGACGACGAACUGCUCUCGGACGACGAGGGCCGGCGGCGACCGCUGGGGCGCAUCUUCGAGCCGGCCGAGGAGUCGGUGGUGUACGCCGAGGCGCACUGGGACUACAUCACCCUGGACCCGGACGAGCUGGCCUUCAAGGCCGGCGAUGUGAUCGAGGUGCACGACUGCUCGGACCGGCACUGGUGGUACGGCGCCCACCAGGGCAGCCAGGGCUGGUUCAUGGCCGCCUUCGUCCGGCUGCGCGUCAGCCAGGAGGAGACGGUGGAGGAGACGCUGGACGCCAUCCGGUCCGGUACGGCGCGACCGCAGCUGGCGCGCAAGCAGUCCAUCUCGCUGCUCUCGCACGACCAGGUGCGCGCCAAGGUCGUCAUGGAGAUCCUCAGCUCCGAGCGUGCCUUCGUCCAGGACGUCGGCAACGUCAUCGAGGGAUACCUGCGCCAGGUGGUGCGGCGGCCCGACCUGUUCUCGCCCGAGCACGUCACCUCCAUAUUCGGCAACAUCGAGGAGCUGCACCGGUUCCAGUUUGAGUUCCUGCGCCGGCUGGAGAGCCGCGUCGACCGCGCCCGCCCGCACCUCAGCUGCAUCGGACAGGUGUUCGUCGAGUUUCAGCACGGCUUCUCCAUCUACGCCGAGUACUGCAACAACCACCCGUCGGCGGUGUCGGAGCUGCAGACGCUGUACCAGAACAACCGCUACAUCCACUUCUUCGAGGCCUGCCGCCUGCUGCGCGACAUGAUCGACAUCUCGCUCGACGGCUUCCUGCUCACGCCCAUCCAGAAGAUCUGCAAGUACCCGCUGCAGCUGGCCGAGCUGCUCAAGUACACCAAGGCGGACCACCCGGACUACGAGCACGUGCGCCAGGCGCAGGCGGUGAUGAAGGCCGUGGCCGUGGGCGUCAACGAGUCCAAGCGGCGUAUGGAGAGCCUCGAGAAGCUGGCCGCCUGGCAGAUGAAGGUUGAGGGCUGGAUGGGCCCCAACCUGCUUGACACGAGCUCGGAGCUGAUCCACCAGGGUGAGGUCAGCAAGCUGACCUCCUCCAGCUGGUCGAAGGAGGUCUGCACCCUCUUCCUGUUCGACCACGUGCUCAUCUACUGCCGCAGGGACCUGCUGAAGCGCAGCGUGCAGCAGUUCCGCGGCCGGAUCAACCUGGACACGGCCCAGGUGGUCGACCUGCUCGACGGAAAAGACGAGUUCUCCGGCGUGACGGUGCGCAACGCGAUACGGGUCCACUCGCAGCUGAAGAACAAGUGGUACAUCUUCUGCUGCAAGUCCGAGGACGAGAAGCUGCGGUGGAUGCUCAAGUUCCGCGAGGAGCGGAUCCGCGUGUGCCGCGACCACGAGAACGGCUUCCGCGUGUCGGACAAGUUCCGUCGGCUGGCGCAGAUCGCCGCCCGCAACCACCAGAACACGCCCAAGAAGCCGAAAACCCAGCACCCCCGGUACCGCCAGCAGAUGACGCUCUCGCAGGCUGAGUUGCUGCUCAAUGAGGCUAGUCCCGCCCCCGCGCCGAGCCCAGAGCUCGCCAAGCGCAAAGGCACGUGGUUCAGUUUUGGCAACAGCAAAAAGCGGAGCCGAGCCGCUCCAAACAUCAUACACCACGCUCAUCACCUAAUGUAGUCAUCCUAGUUACCAUGGCGACGGGCUGCAUGAAGAGUGGCGCGCGCCCGGCCGUGCGGCAGACUUGUAGUGCCUUCGAUGGCCGCCAGAUGGCAGGCGCGCGUGACGUAUGCGUCGGUUCCAUCCAUCAUCUGUGAUUGCCAAUGUGUAUGUGUGAUUGUCGUUGAUCAUGCAAUAUUUAUAGACGCCGAGUGAUUGAUGGACUUAGUAGCAGAAUGCGGACGAACGUUUUUACCUAUCUGCAUAUCGCAACGUGUGCUGCCCUGACUGGUCUUAGUCGUCUUUUAUUGUUCUUUUUUGUUUCACCUGCUGUAAAUAAACGACUCAGGGCGCGAAAUA
Molecule: messenger RNA, 3202 nt
Organism: Pollicipes pollicipes
Lineage: Eukaryota; Metazoa; Arthropoda; Thecostraca; Pollicipedomorpha; Pollicipedidae
Product: rho guanine nucleotide exchange factor 9
Exons: 19
Coding region: 86-2863 (925 amino acids)
Biological process (GO): intracellular signal transduction
Molecular function (GO): protein binding; guanyl-nucleotide exchange factor activity
Source: RefSeq, a predicted model, not a curated record